AUGCUCGACUUUGCGGGCCGGAUUCUCAUCCGCGGGAAGGCUCACGCGGAAACGAGCACGACCACGCCCCACGAAGCUCUCGAAGGCUGCCUCCCACUACUCCAGUCGAACUCACCCGUCUGGUUGGUGUAUAGCGAGCUAGGAGACUGCCAGAAGCCAUUGAUGCAUUACCAGUAUAGCCUGGGUGGGGACGGAGUCAGCAUGGCAAAUGAAGCGACAAGACCGGGGACCCCAGGGCCAGCGCUGACGGGUGCACAAGAAGGCAAAAGUACUGUGUGUUGCGUGUCGGACUCCGCCCAACGUCAGAACGAGGGACGGCACCUUCAAGAUAAUUCAGAGCAGCACCGCCUACAACUAGUGGUCCAAGGCAUCGUCAAAUACACGGUUGGGAAGCGCAAUUCAUCAGGCAAGAUGCUAGAUGUUUUUGCUGCAAACGGAGCCACGUUUGACGCCAUUAUGCACAAGCUUUGGGGAAAAUUCAAGUGCCAUAUUAAUCGCCAAGCCGUUAAAGAUGGUGAUGCAUGGACUUGCGUUGAGUCGAGUGAGUCUACGUGGAACAAGGUGAUGGGAUUUAAGGUGAAUGGGCGUAUAAUCCCGACUUCAAAGUCUGAAAAAGCAUGGAACCGUUGGGUUGCGUCACUACGCGGGGACACGGCAACCUUGAUGAUUUACACCUAUGGUCUAAGUAUAUCAAAUGCACGGAUCCUCGAGGAGUUCAAGGGGGCCUAUAUCCGACCAGAGCACACAGAUCGUUCUGAGCUGCUGCAGAGACGUCGAUUCUUGAGGUGGUGGAACGACUUCGUGAAAUUUGGGGAGGAAGGUUUCAAGGUAGUGCCGCAGCAUGGCGAAUACCCUCCUACAGCUAGGAUAUUGCCAAUGCUCCAGGCAGCUAGUGCACGAGUUGAGCAACAUCUAGCUGACCUCACUAAAUCUGCUGAUUUGGCUCUCGAUAUUGUUGACGCAUCGCUUAAAGACAACAAACAGCUACACCAUCACUGGGAGAUGUUUGGAUUGAGCUUGUCAAACCAGAAGGAGGCACUUGAAGCGCGCAAGAGGACACUUGAAGGUAUCCGUGCAAAUAUUCCUCUACCACCUCUGUCCACUGUGACUGAUCCACUAGCCUCAAUGGAGAAUAUGGAGGACACUGAACACCAAGAGUAG
Molecule: messenger RNA, 1161 nt
Organism: Phytophthora nicotianae INRA-310
Lineage: Eukaryota; Oomycota; Peronosporomycetes; Peronosporales; Peronosporaceae
Exons: 4
Coding region: 1-1161 (386 amino acids)
Source: RefSeq, a predicted model, not a curated record